Centropristis striata (black sea bass) is the source of this 2929-nucleotide messenger RNA. RefSeq names its product sphingosine-1-phosphate receptor 5b (gene s1pr5b). Gene Ontology annotation, molecular function: sphingosine-1-phosphate receptor activity. The record is from RefSeq and is a predicted model, not a curated record. The transcript has 2 exons. NCBI's taxonomy places the organism in Eukaryota, Metazoa, Chordata, Actinopteri, Perciformes, Serranidae. Gene Ontology annotation, biological process: G protein-coupled receptor signaling pathway. Bases 309 to 1538 code for a protein of 409 amino acids. Gene Ontology annotation, cellular component: membrane.
UGAGUCUGUCGUGUUUGGAUUCUCCUCAGUGGAAAGCAGAUGAAGUGAAGGAUAAGGGCAACGCUUCAUCAUUUCCAAGCGUCUGGACCCUCUAACAGGACAAGCAGAGCUCAAGAGCACCGUCUUCUGGCAGAAAAGAAAACAACUGGGGAUUCUGGUGGAUUACUUUGUAUCAACUUCAACAAUUUUUUGUGUAUCUUUUUUGUACUUGGACAAAGUCUUCACAGCUCCUACCGACAAAUGCAUGUUGACAAAAUGACUUCAUAGGCACUGACCUCAGGCAGAGUAGAAGAAAAGCAGCAUAAAGGAUGGAGGCUUCAAGUUCUGCUCAUGCAGGGACUCCCCGCUCUACAGCCAUACUCCCCCCCUCCCCUACUCACUCCUCUCCCGGCUGCUUGCAGUUCUUCUGGGAGUACCAGGACAUUUCUGUCCUCGUGGCGCAUUACAACUACACCGGCAAGCUGCAGAAAGACCGCUACCGUGAAGGACUCAAACCUGAGGGUAUUGCGUUUCUGGUUGUGUGUCUUCUCAUCGUCCUGGAGAACGCUGUGGUUCUCAUUGCCAUUUGGAGGAACAAGAAGUUCCACCUGCCCAUGUAUUACCUGCUGGGCAACCUGACUUUGUCUGACCUGCUGGCUGGGAUUACAUACAUGGCCAACAUCAUCAUGUCCGGACCUAAUACUUUGAAACUGACGCCUUUGCUGUGGUUCCUCAGAGAGGGAGGCGUCUUCAUCACUCUGGCUGCCUCUAUAAUCAGUCUGCUGGCCAUUGCAAUUGAAAGGCAUGUGACUAUGGUGACUAUGAGGCCAUACCACGGGGCAAAGCGGGGCCGGAUGUUGGCGCUGAUUGGUGCAAGUUGGGCCCUGGCAGGGUUUUUAGGAGUCCUUCCGAUUUUGGGGUGGAACUGCAUCCACAGACUGGACCAGUGUUCAACAGUCCUCCCGCUUUACGCCAAAAGCUACAUCCUCUGCUGCGUGUCUGUGUUCAGUGCAGUGCUCCUGGCCAUCGUGGUCCUUUAUGCAAGAGUUUUUCGCAUUGUCCGCAUCAACACACAUCGCCAGCGGCUGGGCCUGUCGGGCAGCAUGAGGAAAGGCUUAGCGAGGAAGUCCGAGAAGUAUAUCGCCCUCCUCAAGACCGUCACCAUCGUGCUGGGUGUCUUCAUCGCCUGCUGGCUGCCCCUCUUUGUCCUCCUCCUGCUGGAUUUUUUCUGCCCCACCCGUAGUUGUCGCAUGCUAUACAAGGCUGAUUACUUCCUUGGAGUAGCUAUGGUCAACUCGCUCCUCAACCCUAUCAUCUACACUCUGACCAGUAAGGACAUGAGGCGAGCCAUCCUGAGGCUGCUCUGUCGGCCGUGUCUGAUGACCAGAGACGGCCAGGUGAAGAAGAUUGGGAUGCCGUUCCUGGAGUGCAGUUUCAGUAAAACUGAGGUGGCUUCGCAGAAGUUAGAGGGGGGCGGGGAGACGACCAUUUCCUCUGGGAACGUUAUAACCACCCCAUCUCCUAUUAAAGCCCUUUACCCCAAACUCUUCAAGUCAUAAAGACUCAGACUUUACUAGUGUGUGAAUGGGUUUCCCACUGAACAGAGGACAUGUAGCACAUCUUCUAAAGAGAGGAAACAGUUCUGGUAAUCUCCAGUUUGGAGUACAGCCAGAAACAGAGGCGGCAAGACAAUCAUGUUCAGACAAAUGUCUCAGCUUGACAAGUCAGAGAUGGUGCAGAUGAUUACAAAACAAAAUGCCACAAGGAUGCAUAUCAAAUGUGAACAAGCAAACAUACUUUUCUUAUGAGUAGAUGCUAGCGAUGAGUCUCCUUAACUAAUUUGCACUGAAAUAUCACAAUGAAUGGAGUAGAAGAGUUUUCCUGUGGUUCUGUAGUUAGUGUCGAAGCCUGGAAGGAGACUUCUGUUAACCCAAAGACUGAAAACAUGUAAACGUAGCAUUUUCUGGGUCAAUGGUGACAAUUGUGGUUAGCUUUUCCCCUUUUUUACAGGUUCUUAUUGAAGUGCCUUAAGUACAGCACACAAUAGUAUGUGCAGUGUGUAAUCUGUGCAUCUGCAGACACCUGGAUUUCGCUGGUUCGAAGGCCAAUGAUGUGCUAGUUUAAGAUAAAGUUGUGUGGAGCCCCAGACAUAUCUAUGUACAUGAUUUGAUGCAGGGAGAGUUGCAAGGGGACAGAAAGAUAACAGGAAAGAGAGAGUUGGCGCUCACUUUUAACUGCUCUUACAGCUCAGUGAAGAAUGCUGUGGCAUAGUUGUGGGAGGGGGAGACGCAACAUUAAAAUCCCCACACUGUUUUGAAAUGACAGAUGGUUAACCUAUCUGAUGCUAAGUGGAAAGUUGUUGGGGUUUAAUUUUCUUUAAAAUGUCAGUCUGGCAUCUGCAAGAAAACUGCAACAUGAACAAUAAAAUGUCAACAUAAACUGUGAUUAACUGACGGAUGUAACAAAAAAAGGCUUUCAUUCCAUCGUGGCAUGCUGAUGGUUUAACUGAAACCAAAGCUGCUACAAUUGCAACACUUGGAAGUACAGAGCCUUAUAAAUUAUUACUUUGCAAUUAAAGUUGUAGAUGUAAUUAAUCAUUAUCAUCAAGCUGGAGGUUUUUUAAGGACAAGAAAGUACCUUCACUUGUAAGCUAAAUCAUGCAGAAUCAGCUCAAUUAUUCCAACUUCCUUCGUCAUCCAUCAUGUUAGCAGAAUAUUUCCGGUUUAAGGUACUGAAUUUUUUUCAUUAUGAAAUCUGUUUAACAUCAGUCUUUUUAUACUGAUGUUUUUUUAAUGCAGUCUUUCCGGACCUUAAUUGAUGAAUGAGGCAGUGUGCUUUAUGUGUACUGCAAUUAUUGUAGUGAUUUUUGUAUUUCUUUUCAUAUCAUCUGUAUUGUAAAUUAUAUCUAUUUUGUAACGUUCUUUUCAUAAAAGAAAUAAAAUGUUUUCUU